Molecule: messenger RNA, 1559 nt
Organism: Manis pentadactyla (Chinese pangolin)
Lineage: Eukaryota; Metazoa; Chordata; Mammalia; Pholidota; Manidae
Gene: TOR1A
Product: torsin family 1 member A
Exons: 5
Coding region: 76-1077 (333 amino acids)
Biological process (GO): nuclear membrane organization; protein localization to nucleus
Cellular component (GO): nuclear envelope; endoplasmic reticulum; endoplasmic reticulum lumen
Molecular function (GO): ATP binding; ATP hydrolysis activity; kinesin binding
Source: RefSeq, a predicted model, not a curated record
AACCGGAAGCGCGGUCCUGCGGCAGCCGGGGUCGUGGGCAGGCGCGAGAACGCGCAGGGCGGUGCGAGUCCGGGCAUGAAGCCGGGCGCGGCCGCGCUGGGCCUGCUGCUGCUGGCGCCGUUGGGGGUGCGGGCGGUGGAGCCCAUCAGCCUGGGACUGGCCCUGGCCGGCGUGCUCACCGGCUACAUCUCCUACCCGCGCCUCUAUUGCCUCUUCGCCGAGUGCUGCGGCCAGAAGCGGAGCCUCAGCCGGGAGGCGCUGCAGAAGGAUCUGGACAGCAAGCUCUUUGGACAGCAUCUUGCAAAGAAAGUCAUCUUAAAUGCCGUGUCUGGCUUCAUAAGGAACCCGAAGCCCAAGAAACCUCUCACCCUCUCCUUACACGGGUGGACUGGCACCGGCAAAAAUUUUGCCAGCAAGAUCAUCGCAGAGAAUAUUUACGAGGGUGGUCUGAACAGUGACUAUGUCCACCUGUUUGUGGCCACACUGCACUUUCCACAUGCCUCCAACAUCACCCUGUAUAAGGAUCAGCUACAGCUGUGGAUUCGCGGCAACGUGAGUGCCUGUGCAAGGUCCAUCUUCAUAUUUGAUGAAAUGGACAAGAUGCAUGCCGGCCUCAUAGACGCCAUCAAGCCUUUCCUAGACUACUACGACCAUGUGGACGGGGUCUCCUAUCAGAAAGCCAUCUUCAUAUUUCUCAGCAAUGCUGGAGCAGAAAGGAUCACAGACGUGGCUUUAGAUUUCUGGAGAAGUGGGAAGCAGAGGGAAGAUAUCAAGCUCAAAGAUAUGGAGCCCGCCUUGUCUGUGUCGGCCUUCAAUAACAAGAACAGUGGCUUCUGGCACAGCAGCUUAAUUGACCGAAAUCUCAUUGAUUAUUUUGUUCCCUUCCUCCCCCUGGAAUACAAACACCUAAAAAUGUGCAUCAGAGUUGAAAUGCAGUCCCGUGGCCUUGAAAUUGAUGAGGACAUUGUAACCAGAGUGGCCGAGGAGAUGACAUUUUUUCCCAGGGAGGAGAGAGUUUUCUCUGACAAAGGCUGCAAAACUGUGUUCACUAAGUUAGAUUACUACUAUGAUGACUGAUGGCACAGGUGCCACCACUUGGCACUGGACAAGAAGGAACUCGGUACUCAACGUCUUUCCCAUUCCACCCCCACUCAGUUCCCUGCAAAAGGAGGCAAAUGAACUUUUCCUGUUUACCAUGACAGGAAUUUUCCUGGGCUUUGUUUUCAUCCAGCAGAGUCCCCAGGCCCUCACACCAUGGCGACCUGGACACCUGAGCCCACAGGCCCUCACACCGUGGUGACCUGAGCCCACAGGCCCUCACACCGUGGACACCUGAGCCCACAGGCCCUCACACCGUGGUGAUCCUGGACACGGCCCCCGAAGUCUUUGGAGGAAGAGGAGCCAGCUCCCAGCCCACUCACACCAGGCUCAUGAUUUUUUAAAAAUCAUGUUUUAAUUUCGUUUUCUCUUUCAAGGAAGGACAAAUAGGUUUUACUGAAAAUGCAAUCAUUUUAUUUGAAAUGGUUUUUAACAUUAUGAGAAACUUUUCAGACUCUAAA